Colletotrichum lupini is the source of this 1626-nucleotide messenger RNA. RefSeq lists its product as uncharacterized. The transcript is spliced from 16 exons. The coding region runs from base 1 to 1626 and encodes 541 amino acids. Lineage: Eukaryota; Fungi; Ascomycota; Sordariomycetes; Glomerellales; Glomerellaceae. The record is from RefSeq and is a predicted model, not a curated record.
AUGUAUACACAAAAGCCCGCCAAACAACCUGGUCGGUAUCUGUCCAACGAAGAACAGCCCGGUGGAUUGAGUGUGGAAUGCCACGCAGGGUACGUAAAGGGCCUACGGAGUCAAUCAAUCAAUAUUGGAUCCAGUCCUCCUCUCAAAGUUCUCAAUAUCGUCGGCUCUUCUCCAAUGGAUCCAAACCAACCUUGGAAUGAUCCAAUAGAAGUCUCCCUCCGCCGCGGUGCGCCGCCCAUCAUCUCCCGCCCCUCCUUCCUCCCUCCCUUCCUGAGUCUUUCCGCCGGGCGCAUCACACCUAGACACCUUUCUGCAGAAUAUUCUCAACGGGGUGGAACGAAUGACGGUUCAACGGCUCGUCUGGGCAUGACGCCGAACCGACCGGACCGGGGGAGGGGGGGGGCAAGGUCCAAGGAGAGGAGGAUGAGCAUUGGCAAGGAGAAUGCCAUGGCCGCCCAUCAAGCCAAAGGACGGCAUCUCAGGACCGAUAUCAGGUCUCGGCGCAUGACUUAUCAGGAAUCAGAAGCUUCCCGGUACCACUUUUUCGCAAAGAGCUGUCAGGGCGAUUCGAUGGGCUCCAACAAAUGGAGGUGGUCCAGUUUUUCGGUACUUUGUGCGUCCGUCGGGGGGUACUGGCUAUGGACACUAUGGAUGGAUGACGGUGGUCUCAAGGUGUUGCAAACUUGCAGUAAUUUCAAGGUUGAGAUCGGCGCUUGGAUCCACGCUACCGCGCUCGGGAAACCGGGGGGCACAAGGCUCGAGUGUUCGAGACGCUGCGACGGUCCAGGUCUGGAAGUUGGAGUCGCGGGCCAGGUACCCGUCUCUUCCAAUGAAUCUCCAGCUUCCCAACUUCCAACCUCGGCGCGCCUCAUGUCGUUGGACUGGCACACUAGACAGGACUUGAUAGGAACUGGGAAUGCAAGUACUCUUGGUCUUCUCCUCCCCCGUCAGGGGUACAGCUUGUUUCCCGGCAGUCAACCCCUUGGCUUUGUUCCAGAUUGGCAAUCCGUCACGCAGAAUGCAUGGCAGGCACCGCACCGCCCGUACUGCCAUGUGCUGCUGUUGGGAGUUCACCUCAACCGCUAUCUGCGGAUUUGCUGCUCCGUCUCCCAUCUCCGAUCCAUACCAACAGUCAUUUGCCAAUUCAUCUCCCAUCCAGUCGUUUCUCCUCUAUCAACAAUGUGCCAGUCAGCCACACCUACAGAAGACCGCACAGCAUUAUUCCAGCAUACCCAUACCCGUAACAGCGAGCCGCCGGGUUUCGCAACCGAGAAGGGGAGAAACCCCAGGCCUCUCCGAGUCAGACCACCAUCCACCAAGUCAACUUUCGGCUCGCUGGCUUUCAAUAGACAAUACCCCCCAGUGCCCCCCAAGAAACCCAGGGGGCCAAGGGAACAGGCGUCCCUGGAUCGACGUUGCUCUCGGCUUAACCAGUCCCAUCCCCCGGAACAAGAGACUUCUCCCGAAUACCUCGCUGAGGCUCGCUCUCGUGAGUCUCAGCUCGUCUCGUCUCGUUUCCUCAUGGAGUGUGUCUUGUACAAAUAUGCGAAACCAACGCCUGCCGGAACCCGUUACAUCCCAGCCUAUACCACCGAAUCCAUCAUGCCGCUUUCUCCUACGUCAUGA